AUGGGUCAAACGUACAAAGAAAUCAACCUGGACGAGAACCCAUGCGUAUUCCCCAAAUGCGGACAUUUCUUGACAAUUGAAAACAUGGAUGCACAAAUGGACAUGGCUAGCUACUACGAGAUCGAUGCCAGUGGCAAGCCAGUCUCUAUCUGGGUAUCAUUGAAACCGUUCUCUAUUCAAGACAUCAAAACAUGCGCCACCUGUCGUGGCCCAUUGAGAGAUAUUGCCCGAUAUGGCCGGCUGGAAUAUGUCCCUCUUGCACAGGAACUUCCCCAGCUUGUCCAUGAAUUACAUGCAACCAAGGGUCGAAGAAAGUAUCCGUGGCCAGCGUUGAUUGAGAUUUCCGGUCCGCGAAGCCAUCAAAUUCAGAGCAUGGGAGAAAUAAUCCAGAGCACAAACCCAGGUCGGUGGGAUUCCAUCCUUGACCUGCGAAAGCGCGUCGAUCUCUAUAGGCGUCGCGUGAGACCCGAGGAGCAACCGUUCGAAAGAGUUCGGAGAAUGAUCGAUAACGCCCGACAACGCCAAGGACUCAGAAUGAACACUGAUUAUGUCGAAAGUGUGCUUCAGACCAAAGGCUUCCUACAGGGCACCGCCCUCUUAAUCCGUCUGGACAUUGCUUUGCUCGUUGACCUUUUGAGUCUUGUUUCCCAAGGACGCCCAAGCGAGGUAACACCUCGAUUCGAGCUUGAUCAACAGAAAAUCAAGGAUGAUUGCCAGACCCUCAUCCAGCAAGCGAUCACUCACCAUCGACUUCUGCAGCAGGCAGAAGGUCAUAUUUUCCUAGCGCAGCUCUAUGCCCUCGAACGGGCACAUUGCUUGACACCAGAGAAGAGGAACUCUAUCUUGAAGCAAGGCCAGGCUGCCAUUCAGGAAGCUAAAGGUCUUUGCGAUGCGCACCCGGGUCAGACACAAGGACUAGCAGAUGAAGUUCACAGCGUCGAGAAAAUGUUGCGUGGAGGCACAUUCUACACAAUUAUCACCAACGAGGAACGCAUGGCAGUCAUUUCGGCAAUGGCUCAAGAGUUUAGAGGAACUGGGCAUUGGUACUACUGUCGCAACGGACAUCCCUUUACCAUUGGGGACUGUGGUCUAGCUAGGGAGACGAGCCGCUGCCCCGAGUGCGAUUCCCCGGUGGGAGGCGAGGAUUCUCAAUUGGCGGAGGGAGUUACACUGGCGCAGGACUGGGAUCAGGAUAGGGAGAGACUGAAUCUUUAG
Molecule: messenger RNA, 1215 nt
Organism: Penicillium mononematosum
Lineage: Eukaryota; Fungi; Ascomycota; Eurotiomycetes; Eurotiales; Aspergillaceae
Exons: 2
Coding region: 1-1215 (404 amino acids)
Source: RefSeq, a predicted model, not a curated record